This is a messenger RNA of Phaeodactylum tricornutum CCAP 1055/1, 477 nucleotides long. RefSeq lists its product with no specific name. Lineage: Eukaryota; Bacillariophyta; Bacillariophyceae; Surirellales; Neidiaceae. The record is from RefSeq and is a predicted model, not a curated record. Bases 1 to 477 code for a protein of 158 amino acids. The transcript has a single exon.
AUGACUCUUUGUAGCAAAGCUUGGGCCUUUCGCGUUACGUGGCCAGUAUUGCCACCAUCAGCGCGUAAGCGACCUGCCUUGGGCUUCCGGGUACAACAACGCUUGUUCCGGUCAACUAAAAGCCUACCCGCAAGCGUUUCUGGGUCUAUCUACACGUGCGAUGAUAGCAACGCACCACGUGUUCGAUUAUUUACGAAAGAGGGAUGUACGCUUUGCGACAAGGUAAAAGGCGUCCUUGUCGAACUCAAAGCGCCAUACCCUCAUUGUCUUGAGCAAGUUGACAUAACGGACAAAGAAAAUGCAGAAUGGUUCGAUCGCUACAAAUAUGAUAUUCCUGUUCUGCAUCUGGAUGGGAAAUACUGGACGAAACAUCGUCUGACCACGGAGGAAGCUAUUCGAGGUCUGAAAGCUUUUGGAAAUGGGGCGUUCGAGAGCCAGGCAGGCGAGCCUAAUGCUGCCAGAAUGGAAAGGAAGUAA